Nematolebias whitei (Rio pearlfish) is the source of this 855-nucleotide messenger RNA. Its product is annotated as nucleoredoxin-like protein 1. Gene Ontology annotation, cellular component: mitochondrion. Lineage: Eukaryota; Metazoa; Chordata; Actinopteri; Cyprinodontiformes; Rivulidae. The coding region runs from base 1 to 696 and encodes 231 amino acids. The record is from RefSeq and is a predicted model, not a curated record. The transcript has 3 exons. Gene Ontology annotation, biological process: photoreceptor cell maintenance.
AUGGUGGACAUUUUCUUAAACCGAGUCCUCGUGGAGAACAACUCGGACCAGGAUGAGCUCAACACGGAGCGCGAGAUCAUCGGGAUCCUGGAAAACCGCAUCCUGAUGCUGUUCUUCGCAGCUGCAGCAUGUGAGAAGUGCCAAGAUUUUGUACCAGAUUUAAAUGGGUUUUUUAAGAAACUGAAAGAUCCGGCAUACAUCGAAUACCCCAAACUGCUGGCGCUCAUCUACAUCAGCUUGGACCAAUCAAAGGAGCAGCAGGAAAGAUUUUUGAAAGAGCUGCACAAAAAGACUUUGUUUUUGGGCUUUGAGGACCCAUUCAGAAUGGAGCUGCAGGACAUGUUUAGGGUGAAGGACCUUCCAACAGUAAUCGUCCUGCGUCCCGAUGGCUCGGUCCUCUCUCCAAACGCAGUGCAGGAAAUCUCUCAGCUGGGAACGGACUGCUUCCAGAACUGGCAGGAGUCAGCCAAGCUCAUCGAGCGGACCUUCAUGCUAAACGAGGACUUUGAUGACCCGAACCUUCGAAGUGCCACCGACCCAGUGAGGAGGCUCAAAUACAAGACGGAGGACGACAAGAGGAAGAAGAGAUGGUGGAAAUUUUGGGAGAAGGGAAAAGAUGAGAAGGAUGAAGAGGAGAAGGAUGAAAGUUGGGACAAGAAGACAAAGCAAAGUAAAGGAACUCAGAGGAGAAGAUGAAGAGAAAAUAUUAAAAGGCUAUAAUACAGUAUGCACUAUAAACAUAGAAGAAUGGAAAUAACUUAGAAAAGUUCACUUUUUCCAGAGCCAAGUGUACAGUUUAUUAGUUUUUAUUCCAUCCAUCCAUCCAUCCAUCCAUCCAUCCAUCCAUCCAUCCAU